UCGCAGUUACCAAGUGAGGAGAUCAGAGCCAUUGGAGAAAUUGAAGCAGAUAGCCGAAGUAAGUAAGGAGUUGACUAAUGUCAAAACUUCUAUUCAAGCGUUUGAGCACUCUUCUGAUCUACAAAAUGAUGAGAAGCAGAGGAUCGCACUUGGAGAGAAUAUAAUGAGGCUCUUGCUGAAGUUGGAAACUAUUCAGGUAUGUGUUACUGAUGCUGUUUACUUAAUAUCAAAUCAGCAAUUUCUUUUCAAUAUACCUUGAUUUGGUAAUAAAAUGUUGCAUAAAAAGUAUGUAUUUGUUUCGUUAUUUUUUUGUUUCAGUCACCACUUGAUCCGGCAUUGAACGUGGCAGCAGAACCUAAUGUGGCACCAAAUGAAGCACCACUUGAUGAGGAUAUUGCAGCAUCUGAAUUCAACAUGGAUGGUGGAACAGAAAUUUUAAAGCAUGAACCAGAUCAUGAAGAGGCGGAAGUAGAACCUAUUAUGGAGCUUCCAAAUGGAUUGCUUGAUGAAGAAGAAACAAUAGAGUCCAAAUCUGUGAAGCGUGAUAAAGAUAUGGAACGUAUGAUGGAGCUUCCGGUGGGGUUUCUUGAUCAAGAAGGAACAAUAGAAUCCGAACUUGUGAAGCAUGUUAAGGCUGAAACAGUUCCACCCGCUGUAGAAGAGGAAUGUAGUGUUGCUGCAAAAGACACUCAACCAGAGCCCAAACAGCAGAUGGAAGAGCAGGAAGAGGUUCAAUCUUCUGAGGAAUCAUCAGGCUGGGUGAAGGUUGAGAUCUCGAAAGAAGAGGAACUCAAAAACAGAACGCAUUGAUCUGGCAAAUGCCUCAUCAAUUGUAAUAGCUGCUUGAGAGAAUAAUUGGGAUAACAAUAUACAAAACAGUGGCAGCCAUAG
Messenger RNA from Arachis duranensis, 891 nucleotides. RefSeq lists its product as uncharacterized. The transcript is spliced from 2 exons. NCBI's taxonomy places the organism in Eukaryota, Viridiplantae, Streptophyta, Magnoliopsida, Fabales, Fabaceae. The coding region runs from base 415 to 810 and encodes 131 amino acids. The record is from RefSeq and is a predicted model, not a curated record.